AUGGUUCUUCAUAAAAAAAGUUCUAUUUAUUUACAUUACGAAGUCAGGAGUGCUUGUCAUUGCGCAAGUAUUGAUGUGAUUAUAUUUCCCCGUGAAACUAAUCAUCACAUUGAUGACAGUUAUUCUAGUAUUUUAAUCAUCGACAUUAUGAAGCUCGUUUUUGUUGAAGGAAAUUUCUAA
This is a messenger RNA of Clunio marinus, 180 nucleotides long. The record is from the annotation of a GenBank genome assembly. NCBI's taxonomy places the organism in Eukaryota, Metazoa, Arthropoda, Insecta, Diptera, Chironomidae.